Messenger RNA from Pocillopora damicornis (cauliflower coral), 1775 nucleotides. RefSeq names its product cubilin-like. Lineage: Eukaryota; Metazoa; Cnidaria; Anthozoa; Scleractinia; Pocilloporidae. The record is from RefSeq and is a predicted model, not a curated record.
UGUUCCCAGCAGAUUUGAUCCUCGAUGAAACAUCAGGUUCUUUCUCCUCUCCCUUUAAUCCAAGAAACUAUCCAUUCAACCAGACAUGUAGCUGGAAGAUUAUGGGGAAACAAGGAUACCGUGUUGAACUCACAAUACCAGACUAUAAUCUACAAGGCUGUAAUGGCACUGCUUGCUUGUGUGAUUAUUUGGAAGUUCAGAAUAGCUUCAGUGAUAAAGCGCUACCUGGAAAACUAUGUGGUACACCAAGGUUUACUCCUUUAAAAUUUUAUUCACUGAACGAAAGCUUGAGGGUGGUGUUUGUGUCCGAUGAUACAAAGAUGGAUUAUGACGGAUUUGGGGCAACUUACAAGCUGUUGAACUACAGUCCUCCAAUUUGUCCCAAGGAAGCAAUUCCUCUCUCAGGCAGCGGCAAAAUAAGCAGCACAAACUACCCAAAGAGUAACUAUACCGCGUCCAUAAAUUGUACCUGGAACAUUACUGCGCCAGCUGACAAAAUAGUAAAGUUUACGUUUACAGACUUUGUGUUAAGUGAGUGUUCAGUCAGUUCUUGUUCGAACUCUUGUUCUUAUGUGGAGCUUUAUGAUGGUGGGUCAAUAAGUUCGCCUUUACUAAGGCAAUUUUGUCAGGGGUCGACCUGGAAUCAGCCUCAGUUCUCGUCUGGAAACCAAAUGUUUGUGAUGUUCCAUCCUGGAGAAACAGUUAAUCGUGGAUUUGAAGCGGAAUAUUCAGUAUCUUUUCCCGGGCCAGCAAUAUCGACAAGUCAACCGGCGACGACAUUUGUAUUGAAAAUUGCAAAUGAAUCGGGAGAGAGAAGUACGUCGAAGAAAUCCUUACCACCAGGUGCCGUGACCGGAAUUGCACUGGCUGCUGCGAUUUUUGUUCCACUCAUCAUCAUAAGGGUUUACCAUUACCAUCGUCAUGUUAGAACUCAUCCUCUGCCUAACGAGGACAAAGAGAAUUAACAUGCAGCAGAUCUCCACCUGACGCCUGAACAUGAUUUACGACAAAUUUAUUAUAAAGUUAUUACAUUAUUACAAUAAUUUAGGAGACAGUGUUCUCGAGUGGUUAGAGUGCUGGAUCUUAAGCCCGGUUAUCUCUUUCAGGUCCAUGUUCCCACGCUACCACUCAACGUUUUUAUUUUUAAAUAAUAAUAAUAAAAAUAAUAAUAGCAAUAAUUUAUUAUCUUAUAUUGCGCAUGCUAAUUGACGUUAUGAUCGCGUGCACUUCACCAAAAAAAUGUGGAACAUAUGAUAAAAUUAGCAGAUAAAAUACGAUAAAAAAACUAAAAUCGCUUAAAAAUUGCGAUAUUCUCCGUUACUUUGAAUUCAACACCUCAGCUGCACUCUCAAAGUAACCAACUGGUCCACUUCCUGUCAGUCGGGAUUUAAACCAGUUUACAUUUAUUUGGAAUAUCUGUUGCACUGUGUAUAUUUAGGCCCUCAAAAGUCUCAUUGAGGAGUGGUCAAUUUUUUUCCUCGAUGAACGCCAAAAAACUCAAACGAGACCGACAUAAUAGCCACUUUACGAGAUUGCUGGCUCACAAUCUCUUCCAGCCUUUAAUUGAGUAACUUCGGCGGAGAUCUAGGUGGAUAAACUGGAAACGAUUGUGUCUAUCCACCCGUAGUUAAACUAGAUCCAGACCCUUGAAGUGUGGAAACAUAAGAAAGCUUUGAAAAGUGACUGAGACAAUACACAAGUAAUUUAAACUUAACAGUUAUAUUAAAUCAACGGUCUCUGGCUCACAUCCCAAAAUGUUCGUCUCACAACAGUCA